AUGGCUGAAGAGCCGCGAAGUUUCUCGGAGCUGCGCCAUCGAGGAAAGCAAUAUACGUCGCAAGCGUUACGUCGUGGGAAGCAAAAGCCUUUCGGACACGGGCGUCGUGAGAAUAUUGAUAGGAGGGCAUCGGCAAUCCAUGUAACCCGGCAGAAACUGACUGCCGGUGCCUCCCUAUCCGUGGAGAGGCAAAGUUUUGGGCUCAGGUAUAAUAUGCCAGAACCAUAUGCCAUAAAUAUGAAAGAGGCAUUGCGGGAUUGGAUGGGUUCCAAGUAUCAAAUUGGUUUAAGCGGACUUGCUCUGCCUGUUUUGCUGCUUUUGAGCGAAGGACUUUUUGUCCUUGUGGCUCAAGGAAAAGCCAAACGCGCUCAGUACUCUCAUAGUAUCAAGUAUCGAUAA
This is a messenger RNA of Uncinocarpus reesii 1704, 399 nucleotides long. RefSeq lists its product as uncharacterized. The record is from RefSeq and is a predicted model, not a curated record. The transcript has 2 exons. NCBI's taxonomy places the organism in Eukaryota, Fungi, Ascomycota, Eurotiomycetes, Onygenales, Onygenaceae. Bases 1 to 399 code for a protein of 132 amino acids.